Messenger RNA from Cebus imitator (Panamanian white-faced capuchin), 1686 nucleotides. RefSeq names its product RIB43A domain with coiled-coils 1 (gene RIBC1). The transcript is spliced from 9 exons. The record is from RefSeq and is a predicted model, not a curated record. NCBI's taxonomy places the organism in Eukaryota, Metazoa, Chordata, Mammalia, Primates, Cebidae. The coding region runs from base 424 to 1563 and encodes 379 amino acids.
UCUGACGCCGAGGUUUUAUUGUUGCGUUUCUGAGGCGCGAGCUGACAAUGUGUGUGGUGGCCGCGCCCCCUUUCUUGUUGCAUGGCAACAACAAACAAUUGUACUGCGGAAGGAGUACCCAAAGGAGUUGGUGCUGGGCGGAGUCAGAGCAGCUCUUGAGGUUCAGGGAGGCGGGGAAGACCUGGUCCCACGCUUGCUGAGACAGAAGUCACAGCAGGAUUAUGCCCCUCAGGGCAAGAGGAAGAGUUCAGAAACUGCCGCCGUAACCCAAGAACAAAGUUGCAUGCAGAGCCAACCUAGGAGCUUCAAAAUCGGGAUUCCUUACUGAGAAAGGCCAGGGCCUUAGCAAUCCAAGAAGCUUAAAAUGUCUGCUGAAUCUUCCCCUUCAGUGACCUUAUACUGUGGUGGCAGGUGGAACCGUUGAUGUAUAGCAUAAACCAGUCAACAGAUCUCAGGGAAGCAGCAGCCAUUGAGGCUAAAAGAAAUCGAGAAAAAGAGCGACAAAACCGAUUCUUCAAUGUGCGGCACCGAGUCAUGGGGGUGGAUGUCCAGGCCCUAAACAGCCAGGUGGCAGAGCGAAAGCGUCGGGAAGCAGCAGAAAAAAGCAAGGAGGCAGCCUAUGGUACCAGCCAGGUGCAGUAUGAUGUGGUAGUCCAGAUGUUAGAGAAGGAAGAGGCAGAACGAACACGUCGGCUGGCCAAGAAAGUCCAGGAUUUUCGGGAGCAGAAGCAGCAGCUCAAGAACGGGCGUGAAUUUAGUCUUUGGGAUCCAGACCAAGUCUGGAAGGGGCUUCCGACCUAUCUUAGUUACAAUAAUACCUAUCACGGUCCAUCCGGCCUGCAGUACUUCUCUGGGGAAGACCUAGACAGGGUCACACACCUGAGAAUGCAGCAGAGGCAGUUCAGGUACGGCUUGGAAAGGCAGCAGCAGGAGCAACAGCAAGCCAAGGUUGAUGAGAAUUAUGCAGAUGCGCUCAGUGACCAGCUGCGCCUCGCCAUGGACGCACAGGCCACCCAUCUGGCCAGGCUGAAGGAGUCCUGUCGCGUGGCCAUGAUGUGUGCCAUGGCCAACGCCAACAAAGCGCAGGCAGCUGCACAGUCUGGGCGUCAGCGCUGUGAGCGUCAGCGUGAACAGAAGGCCAAUCUUGCGGAGAUCAAGAACCAGAGCACGAGUGACCUACUGACUGAGAACCCCCAGGUCGCCCAACACCGUACAGCUCCCCACCGGGUCCUGCCCUAUUGCUGGAAGGGCAUGACUCCAGAGCAGCGAGCUGCCAUCAGGAAAGAGCAGGAAGUACAACGCUUUGAGAAGGAAGCACAACGUCAGGCUGAAAAAGCACUGGAUACUGAAUGGAAAAGCCAGACCAUGAGCACGGCCCAGGCAAUGCUGGAGCUAGAAGAGCAGGAGAGGGAAUUGUGUGCUCAGUUUCAGAGGGGUCUAGGCUCCUUCAACCAGCAGCUGGCUCAGGAGCAAAAAGCCCAGCAGGAUUACCUGAACUCAGUAAUCUACACCAAUCAACCUACAGCCCAGUAUCACCAACAGUUUAACACCAGCAGCCGCUAAGUUCAGGAUGUUUAUCUCUCCCUUUUCGUCCAUCAAGCUCACAAGUGGUCAGGAGUCAAAGAGAAAAAUGCUGCAUACACCCACCUUCUAACCUAGGUAAUAAACUUCUUCACUCAAAAUCAA